Eublepharis macularius is the source of this 3206-nucleotide messenger RNA. RefSeq names its product CDP-diacylglycerol--inositol 3-phosphatidyltransferase (gene CDIPT). Gene Ontology annotation, cellular component: membrane; Golgi apparatus. The coding region runs from base 470 to 1117 and encodes 215 amino acids. Gene Ontology annotation, biological process: phosphatidylinositol biosynthetic process. NCBI's taxonomy places the organism in Eukaryota, Metazoa, Chordata, Lepidosauria, Squamata, Eublepharidae. The transcript has 6 exons. The record is from RefSeq and is a predicted model, not a curated record. Gene Ontology annotation, molecular function: CDP-diacylglycerol-inositol 3-phosphatidyltransferase activity.
GGUGGCGGCGUGUAACAUUCUGCGCGUAGGAAAAGAGUAGGGGGAAACAAUGGGCGCUUUGUGGUGGCAUUCUCUUCUCUAAGCUUUUAAAUUUUAAUAUAUUUUUAAAGUAGCCCCCCCUUUUUUGUUUCUUCUGGUACAGUCCAAACUAGCAGAGAGCGGUGAAUCAUAAGGGCUUUUAAAGUGACAGCCGAGGUCUCCCGCUUCCAACCUGUAUAAGAGCCGCUGAAGAUUGCAGAAAGCGGACCGAAGCUGGUGCAUUGGGGGGGGAAAGACAGCGAGGAGAGCCCGGACUCCUGGAGGGCGAGGCGAGGGUUGUGGGUGCAUUAGAGUAAAAGCAGCUGGAAGGCAGGGCUCUUGGGAAGGGUGUGUGUUGUAGGCGAGGCAGUUGCGCGCUCUAAAUCUUGCCUUGGACUCUGGGGCUGGGCACGGUUUGCAGGACGGCGCGGAUCUCAACGCGGCCCCCAGGAUGAAACAAGAGAACAUUUUCCUCUUCGUGCCCAACCUCAUCGGUUAUGCCCGCAUAAUCUUCGCGUUCAUUGCUUUCUAUUUCAUGCCAACGUCCCACUUGACAGCAUCUUUCUUCUACCUGCUGAGUGGCUUCCUUGAUGCUUUCGAUGGCCACGCAGCACGGGCCCUUAACCAAGGCACCCGAUUCGGCGCCAUGCUGGACAUGUUGACUGACCGCUGUGCCACCAUGUGCCUGUUGGUGAACCUAGCCAUGCUGUACCCUGAAUCUGCCCUCUUGUUUCAACUCAGCAUGAGCCUCGAUGUGGCCUCCCAUUGGCUCCACCUCCACAGCACAGUGGUGAAAGGUGGAGAGAGUCACAAGAGCAUUGAUUUAUCUGGGAAUUGGAUCCUCCGGAUAUAUUACAACUCCCGGACCGUUCUCUUCAUCAUGUGUGCUGGCAAUGAGCUCUUCUACUGUAUGCUGUAUUUGCUGUGCUUCGGGGAAGGGCCAGAAAUCUUGCCAGGACACAUGGGUCUCUAUCGCCUGAUACUGUGGGUUUCCACCCCCAUUGCCAUCACCAAGAGUCUCAUCAGCCUGGUCCACUUGAUCUCUGCCUCAUGCAAUAUGGCGGCUUUGGAUGCUGCAGAACGGUCGAAGAGGAAGUAGUCUUUGAAGAAGACGGUGCAGGGGAAGGAGCAUCAUUUCCCCUUCUCAAGAUUCCACCGGGACCAGCUGCCAAUCCUUUCCAUGAUGGGAUGGGGUUUCGUCUCAGAUCAGCCACUCCAGUCGUUCUGUAGUUCUUGCUUGGUUCAACACCUCUUCUCACACUUGUCCCCCCUCCCACACCCUCAGCAAUAAUGUUUUGUGGCUGUAUGUGGGUGGGACAGAUCCUGUUCUUCCUGGCUGCUUCUUUCAUUUCCACAGUGCUUUGUUCUCUAUGGAUCAUUGGCUAACGGGAGGAAAUUACCUCAGUUGUGGGCUGAUGGAGAGAAAUUUGGUCCACCAUUUUGUGAGCUGCUAAAUCAAUGCUUAUCUUGGCCUCAUGGUUCUGUUCCUUGCACACCACUGGUGUGUCUUCACCAGUGGAACAAAAUUCACUCAUGAAAGUGGCCCUGUUGCUUCCUGGCCUAGUUGUCUGUUUUCCAGACAUAUGGUAGAAGUAUCCCUUUAAGCAGGAAGGCAUAUCUUUCCAAUAAUUCUCCCAAAUGUACCUGGGCGUAGGCAUAACCAUUUACUUUUAACUAUCCUUGCUUGAAAAUGAAUAUCCUAUGCUUUUAUUAAUUAACCUUACUUGUGACUUCCUCAGAAGGUCCCAUAUCCAAUUUUGCACUAUCCUGGACUUAUAUCUGGCAGUUCAGUUUGACCACUGUGGAUCCAUUUUAACAAGAGACCGGGGUGGGGUGCUCUCACAGUAUGUUUCCACACAACUUGUAUGUUUCUACAGAAAUGCUUGAUGAUAGGGGCCAUUCAGUGUUCACUGAAUUACCUUGUCUGCCCCCCUGGGCUGCAUUUGCUACAUAGCUUUGGUUUUCUCUGAGGGAAUAGAGAAGGAGCCAUUUUGUGGCGGCAGUGCCAAGUCUUUUGGCUGUGACACUUCACAUACAAUUUCAGACUGUCCAUGACUGAAACCUGCUGAUUUCCUUCCAUCCCCCAUAAUCAUGUGUUUACACUUUCUAAGGAGUACACUAGGACUCUGCUGUGAGAUAAAUGAUUACUACUGUUGGCAGCCACCUUGUUUACUGUAAUUUCUCCCUUCUUUAUUCAAGUGUUGCCUGCCCUGCAACUUUGUCCCCAACUUUGUCCCCAACUUUGGGGACAAAGAUAUAACUCACCUUUGUUUCUCUUAUUUGUUUUCUGUGAGGCUCUGGGUUAGGAUUGCCAGCCGAAGACUGGCAAUCCCCAGGAGCUUUUGAGGGUGGGGCAACGUGUUGUAUGACCCUGCACCAUCUCUGCUGGUGGCAUAGCCAGAAGUGACAUCAUGUGCUGCCACUUCCUGUUAUGUGAUCCACAAGUUUAGUUCCCACAAUUUCUCCUGUUGCUGUUCUGGGCAGCAGCAGACGUAGGGGCCUAUAACUGGAAACCAGGUCCUCUUACUGGGUCUACACUCAUUCCCAGAGAUGGUAGAGACUCAAAGUUUGAACUGGUAGGAUCCUUUACUCUUUCCUCAAUAAUUUAGGCAGUCGCUUUAAGUUGCCCUAUUGCCUCAUAGUUCUAUUCCCCUGUAUGAACUUUUUUCCAGCGAUGGCUAGGUUUACAGUGACUUGGUGGCCAUCUUGGAUCUCUCGAUUCCUUUUCUUUCCCCCUGAAGAAGUUAAUUCUUCAUAUUGGCCAUAGGAGUACUGAUCAGACAGUAGGAAAGACGGAUGGACAAUAGCAGCAGAAUUGGACAGCCUUAUUAGAAGAGGCAGGUUUAGAGGCAUUUAAGAGUUGGUAGCCAUAUAGAAGGAAUCAUCAUUGUAUAUUGAGCCAAAGAACUGAAUUUGCCACACACCUCAGCUUCAGGAGGGGAGUGGGAGCACACCUGCUUAGCUUGGUAAUUUAUUCUUCCUUGCUUCCCUUGAAUGCCCCAUACCGUCUCCUUCAGGAGGGGAUCAGUGUUACCUUGCAAAACCUUCACAAUAGCACUGCCACACCUUCACAACCCCAAUUGUAUGUAAUUUGUAUGUGCUUUUUUUAAUUAAAAAGACUUUGUGCAAUAAGAGGCAUCUCUCUUUCAACAGAGAGUUGCUAAAAAUAAAUUACUGUGUGAUCCGUG